AUGGCAGAAACAGAUCUAGAAAAUCACCUUCGUAAUCUAUUAAAAGGAAGCAAAUACCUUGUGGUGGUUGAUGAUGUGUGGCAGAAAGAAGCAUGGGAGAGUUUGAAAAGAGCAUUCCCAGAUAGCAAGAAUGGCAGCAGAGUUAUUAUUACCACACGCAAAGAGGAUGUCGCUGAAAGAGCAGACAACAGAGGUUUUGUCCAUAAACUUCGUUUCCUAAGCCAAGAAGAAAGUUGGGAUCUCUUUUGUAGGAAACUACUUGAUGUUCGAGCAAUGGUUCCAGCAAUGGAAAGUCUAGCUAAGGAUAUGGUGGAAAAGUGUAGAGGCUUACCUCUUGCAAUUGUUGUAUUGAGCGGACUACUUUCGCAUAAAAAGGGACUAAACGAAUGGCAAAAGGUGAAAGACUGCCUUUGGAAGAACAUUAUUGAAGAUAAAUCUAUCGAAAUCUCCAGCAUACUAUCAUUAAGCUUCAACGAUUUGUCAGCUGCGCUCAAGCAGUGUUUUCUGUACAUUGGUAUUUUUCCAGAAGAUGAAGUGAUCGAUGCUGAAAACAUAAUACGUUUGUGGAUGGCAGAGGGUUUCAUCAUACCCAGAAGAGAAGAAAGAAUGGAGGAUGUCACUGAAGGCUUCUUGAAUGAGCUGAUAAGACGAAGCUUGAUACAAGUGGAAGAUACAUUUUGGGAAAAAGUUACUGAAUUUAGGGUUCAUGAUUUACUCCGUGAUCUUGCCAUACAAAAGGCGUCCGGCACAAACCUCUUUGACAUUUAUCAUCCAAGAAAGCACUCCAAAUCCUCUUCAUGUAUCAGACUUGCUAUUCAUAGUCAAGGAGAAAGGUAUCACUCACUUGAUCUUUCUAAUUUGAAGUUGAGGUCAAUUAUGUUCUUUGAUCGAGAUUUUCCUAAUGUGUUCCAACAUAUAGAUGUGUUUCGACAUAUAUAUGUGUUGUACUUGCACAUUAAUUAUGGUGGUGUUAUACCUGAUGCCAUAGGGAGUUUGUACCAUCUCAAGUUCUUAAGCUUGAGAGGUAUCAAUGACCUUCCGUCUUCCAUUGGCAACCUCAAGAAUCUACAGACACUUGUUGUCAGUGAGGACAGAUACACUUGCCAACUACCCCGCGAGACAGCUGACCUAAUAAAUCUAAGACAUUUAGUUGCUCCAUAUUCAGAGCCUCUAAAAUGUAUAAACAAACUCACGAGUCUUCAAGUUCUUAAAGGCUUUCGUUGUGAUCAGUGGAAAGAUGUUGAACCUGUUGAUUUAGUCAAUCUUCGAGAAUUAAGCAUGGAUCGUAUUAGGAACUCUUACUCCUUAAACAACAUUAGCAGCUUGAAAAACCUUAGCACUAUCAGAUUGCUUUGUGAAGCUCCAGAAAUUGUGGUUAAGAGGGAGAAUAGAGAAACUGCCUCAUCUGUUUCCAAAUCCAUCACAAUGUUGCUUCUUUGGGACUCAGUACUGACAGAGGAUCCGAUGCCUAUUUUGGGAAUGUUACCAAACCUAAGGAAUCUCCAAUUGAUUUGGGCUUACAAAGGAAAAGAAAUAAUGUGCAGUGAUAACAGCUUCAGUCAACUCGAGUUCCUUCGUCUUUAUAUUCUUGUGGACCUAGAAACAUGGCAUUUAGGCACAAAUGCUAUGCCUCUCAUUAAAGAUCUUGUUAUCGAACGUUGUCCAAAGCUGAAGGAGAUUCCAGAGAGAAUGAAAGACGUGAAGCGUACUUGA
Solanum verrucosum is the source of this 1713-nucleotide messenger RNA. RefSeq names its product disease resistance protein RPP13-like. Bases 1 to 1713 code for a protein of 570 amino acids. Gene Ontology annotation, biological process: defense response to other organism. The transcript is spliced from 2 exons. The record is from RefSeq and is a predicted model, not a curated record. Gene Ontology annotation, molecular function: ADP binding. Lineage: Eukaryota; Viridiplantae; Streptophyta; Magnoliopsida; Solanales; Solanaceae.